This is a messenger RNA of Rosa chinensis, 1847 nucleotides long. RefSeq names its product TVP38/TMEM64 family membrane protein slr0305. The record is from RefSeq and is a predicted model, not a curated record. The transcript has 6 exons. Lineage: Eukaryota; Viridiplantae; Streptophyta; Magnoliopsida; Rosales; Rosaceae. Bases 654 to 1610 code for a protein of 318 amino acids.
ACAAAUGAGACGUUGUUUGUUUGUUUGAUUCUUCUCUCCUCUCUCUCUCCUCUGCUGGAGCACCUGGUUGUUGAAAACAAAGCAAGCAAAGCACCUCCGACCGCCGCCCGGCGACCAGCUCCGGUGGUCGAACUCAAGCUUCCUCCGCUCGUCUCCACCGUCAUAACUCAUCAGGCAGAGUAAGGUAAUUUAAUCAAGAAAUUGUGGGUAAUUAUGGUGAGUAAGGAAACUUUAGCUAAUAUGGAGUCGGUCGUUCGACAACCAGGAUGUUGGGGUGGUGUGGAUGAGCCCAUAUUUCAGUCCGAUGAUGCAUUUGGUUUAUCUAAAUGGGAUGCAAAGGAGUGAAGAAGGCAAUGGGUCAUGAGGCUUAGACCCAUGGCACAUGCUAGUGCAGAUGACAAAUGCUUUGAAGAUCAAUAAAUUAAUAAUGUUCUUAACAGUCAGAGAUGAUAUGCAAAAGAGAUGAUGGCUCGCCUGCAGGGUGAUACUCCAAGCUUAUUGCUGCCAGGUAGUGUUGCCUGCAGUGGUAUUGGUUGUGGCACAUGGGCUUGCAUAUGCUAUCAUGCAAAUUUAUCAUGAGAUGGGGCUUCAACACAGUGGUCAUUUAUGUUUAAGUUGAAUAGUAAGCCUUCUGCUUCUGGGGAUCAUAAAAGAUGAUGAGCUCUUCUGAAGAGUCAGGAAAGAAUGCCAAUUCAGUGCAUCAUGUGAGAGAAGACAGUGAAUAUGUUAGGCUGGUUAUAUCCAACGAAACAAACACAGCAGAAGCAGAUGUCUUGCAGCCUCAAUCAGAAGCAGGGGUUAAAUCUUUUUGGUGGUGGACUAAAGCCUUAGCCUUGUGCCUUGUCACCAUUGUAUUGCUUCUCAUUUUCUUGAAAUGGGGGGUUCCGUUUCUUUUUGAGAAGGUUCUGUUGCCAAUAAUGCGAUGGGAAGCCACAGCCUUCGGCCGUCCAGUUCUUGCCAUUGUUCUCGUUGCUUCUCUGGCAUUGUUCCCUGUGUUCUUGAUCCCUUCUGGCCCUUCCAUGUGGUUGGCUGGAAUGAUUUUUGGUUAUGGCUUCGGAUUUGUUAUAAUCAUGGUUGGAACAACUAUUGGGAUGAUCCUACCAUAUUUGAUUGGUCUUUAUUUCCGCGACCGUAUCCAUCAAUGGUUAAAGAGAUGGCCUCGAAACGCUGCAAUGAUUAGACUUGCUGGGGAAGGGAGUUGGCUCCAUCAAUUUCGAGUGGUUGCUCUCUUUAGGGUUUCACCCUUUCCAUACACAAUUUUCAAUUACGCUAUCGUGGUUACAAGUAUGAGAUUUUGGCCCUACUUGUGGGGAUCAAUUGCUGGGAUGGUGCCAGAAGCUUUUAUUUACAUCUACAGUGGUCGCUUAAUAAGGACAUUUGCAGACGUCAAGUAUGGGAACUAUCACAUGACUACCGUGGAGAUUGUAUACAACAUUCUAUCCUUAAUUGUUGCAAUCAUAACCACAGUUGCUUUUACUGUUUAUGCCAAAAAUGCUUUGAAUGAGCUGAAGAGGGCAGAGACUAGUGGUGUGGAAGCAUCUGCUUCUGACCAUAUCAGCUUACAGAUGGAGAAGCUUCCACUUGAAAAACCGCAUAUUUUUACGUUGUAGCAGAAACCUAGGCUUCCACUGGGGGAUAUAUUAGUGCAGAUAAUUGGACUAGUGAUGUUGCGAAUCACUUAAUUUUUUUCCUCUUACUGGGGAGGAGUUGGAGUGUUAUUUUUCUUUUAAUAUCUUCUUUUUAACCUUGUAAAAUAUGCAAACAAAAGAAAAAGUUAAAAAUAGAAAUAUUGACAAUAUCAUCUUGUAUAAAGUAUUAGAGGAAUUUCAGAGCAUAGUUUGUGUUUA